Messenger RNA from Mesorhabditis belari, 609 nucleotides. Lineage: Eukaryota; Metazoa; Nematoda; Chromadorea; Rhabditida; Rhabditidae. The record is from the annotation of a GenBank genome assembly.
AUGCCAGACAAGCUAUUUAUAGAAGGUUCUCUGGAACUCGACGAUUUUGUGCCUAUUGGAUGGCAAUUGAGUGACGCUUUGGCCUUUUUGUCCGGAAAGAAAAUCAUUCAUCGAGAUGUCGCUGCGAGAAAUGUUUUGGUAACAAAAAGAAAAAUGGUUAAGUUAUCCGAUUUUGGCCUUUGUUGUUAUGCUAAAGCAGAAGAAGAAUAUGAAUCAAAAGAGGGGAAAUUACCCCUAAAAUGGAUGGCUCCCGAAUCGAUAGAAUUCGGGAGAUUCUCUGAGAAAAGUGAUGUUUGGUCAUUCGGCGUUGUUUUGUGGGAAAUGUACUCUUUUGGGAAAUCUCCAUUCGAAUCAUUUUCUCAUCAAGAAAUUCUUUCAUUUUUGAAAAAUGGAAGUCGUUUGGAAAUACCCGAGUCGAGUCCGGAUUGGAUUAAAAAGAUUAUUGAAGAAUGCUGGUCAGAAGAGCUGAUGAAACGACCGGAAUUCUCCGGAAUAAAACGUGAAUUUUAUCGGCAAAUGGAAGCCAAUUCGACACGAUAUGGAUAUUUGCAUUUCAGUAAAAACUAUUAUCACGAAGAAGAAACGACAAAAGAUGAGGACAAUGUGAUC